Molecule: messenger RNA, 2850 nt
Organism: Liolophura sinensis
Lineage: Eukaryota; Metazoa; Mollusca; Polyplacophora; Chitonida; Chitonidae
Product: myelin proteolipid protein-like
Exons: 7
Coding region: 498-1271 (257 amino acids)
Biological process (GO): neuron projection development
Cellular component (GO): plasma membrane
Source: RefSeq, a predicted model, not a curated record
GUUGUAGACGUGUAUUCGGUACCUCCCAGCGGAGCAUUCCCUGGGGUAGCGUGAGAAUAGUUGUGCACUGCACACUCUCGGAGGUAUUGUUUCUCCCCUAUAGUUCUUCAUUGGUCCACCCUCAGUUGCUGCUUUUCAUGGUACACGGACGGGAACGUCUGUUUUCCACGCCGACUUCCCAGGGUGAUAUAUUUAUCGUUGGACCGACGGAACUGACCCAGCUCUUACUGGUCAGCUGUAUUAUAGCCCCCGAGGGAUCAACACGGACGCUGUGAGUUAGAUUUCAUCUUGACCUGCUGUUUGUUUGCUAUUACAGACAGGAAUAAAACUUCCACAGAUAGUGUUUGGUGAAAUGUGAGGAACAGGGAAGUGUUUUCUAUUAUACUAUAUACCGUAUAUACUGAGCGCGGACCAACCAUUGCCGCGGAGCGCCUUGCGAUUUCCCGGAUCAUCAAAAGGUUACAUUUAACGUUAGAAGUUUCACAGACGUUGCAACCAUGGUCAAGUGGAGAAAAAGCAUGGAGUAUACCUGUAAUGAGAACGAAAGCGCCGAUGCUGAAAAGGCGAAGAAGAACAACGCCUGUGAGCAAUGUUUAUCGUGUUUGGCUCACGUGCCUUGUCCGUCGCUCUGUUCCUGGAUAUUGCUUCUGAUUGGUCUGGGAGGAAUCACUGGCGGCGUUGUCUACGGUGUUCGAAAAACACGUGACCUGGUUGUAAACAGUGACUUCCUCUGGUUCAUCGAGUUUACUCUGGUGGGAGCAUGUGUCGGCAUGUUUAUAUUUGGAACCUUCUUCCUCAUCCUUUGUCAUUAUUCCUCUGAUCCUACAAGCCGCCAUGUUUUCAACUCCUUCAAGAAAAAUGCGUGUGCAAGGGCCAUUAACAUGGUGGGGCUCGUACUGGUCUACUUGUUCCUGGUGGCCUGGAUAGUUCUUCUAUCCACCUUAGUCGUUCCAAUCAUCGGAUACGUGGUACUGUUGUACCUAUACGACAGCGAGGGACGCUGCAUAGAUCUGAGAAAUUACGGUCUGUCGGAUCAUUCGGUGUGUGGCUCAGAAUUAACGUUAUUCAAAAUCGAGGGUCAGGAGGCAUUUAUCAGUUUUUCCGUGGCGUAUUUUGCUGCCUUACUGGUUAUUAUAAGUUUGGUAAAUUUCAUGAUAUGUAUGACAUCAAACUUGAUGCAUUUGAAAGACUCUCGUUAUGCCACACUGAAUCCCUAUCAAGACGACGAAAUCCACACAUCUAAACAUUCUAUCCUGGAGACAACCAUGUGAUGCUGGCCGCCAUAUUAGACCGGAAACUUAUACGGCAGAGAAUCGUUGGCCUUUUUGCUGAUCAAUACUCACUUCUCUGACAGUCAGCAAUGAUAUGCACAUGUAUCUAGAAAGAAUACAUGGUUUCUGCACAGAAUUGGGAGAGGAGAAUCGUUAUUAAGAAACAGGAACUGGUAAAUGAUUAGUCGCCAUGUUGGUUGCCCUCUUUCAGGCAUUGACUACUUCCCAAUGGGAUCUUUAGAAUCCAGUAUGCUGAGGAUGAACAUCACUGAUGAGCUGUAAGAAACUGGUGUGAAGUACAAGUCUUCCAUUAUUUGGAAGCACUGAUGGACGAAAAAAGGAUGUUGCGGAUGGAGAGGAAUGCUUUUGGUGCACACAGUAACGCACGGAAGAAACAAACGUUUUUAUUAACCUUCAUGGAUCUUUUUAGCAAAUAUUCAUGAUACAUCCGCAUUUUGGAUUUGUAAUAUUAUUGAUGAAAUUCAAUACCGACGUCAUUUUUGUUUGGUUUCUGUUUAGUCAGAGGUACAGCACUUUUUCAGAUUCUUCAAACAUUGUCACUUUGUUGAGUUGGCUUAGUGGUUUACAAAAGUUAAUCGAACAUAGUAUAAGACAUGUUCUAAUGUCUUCACUGUCUAAAAUGGUAAGUUUUUGAAGGUUGCGUAGGCCUACAGAUCAUACCUGCACAGCGUUUAUUAUUUUUCUUCAGGCCACAAAUAUUGGUAGACGCGCAUUUUUGCAAGACGGUAAAACAACGAUUUUAUCUGCAUGUAAAUAAUUCAUGGCAUGGCAUUUGAACAAAAAUAAUCAAGGAAAACAGCUGUAUGUGCAUAUUUUAAUGGUUUUACACUUAGCUGUUGUUAAGAAAACCCACAAACUCUGAGGACAGUCUUGUGUGAUUGCUUUAUUAGGCUAUAUUGUAAAAUUGUCAUUAUACAGCCAGAAGCUCAGAUACGUUCACAUGAUUGGUCAUAGUGCAAUAUGUUACCCACCAACACACCAUACUCUUUACAGCGCAUGUGCCGCUUUACAUCACUACCACCAUUAGUCAAGCUUGACCUUUGGAGCUUGUGAAUCGCACGUAUGCUUGUUUAGGCAGACCGGGAACUAUUUAAUCAGCAUUCAUCAAUAAAAGUGUUUUAAGCUUUGGGCAAAAUCACGUUGUACAUACUCUAGAUAAAGAGGAUGCAUUUGUACACAGUCUUGUUGAAGACAAAGGUUGAGACGGAUUUUUUGUGUUUUUUUUAUCCCCCUCACGCAUCAUGUGCAUCAUUUCUUCUUACAAACGGAACAGUUUAUAUACUCAUGAUCUGACAGAUUAUUGGUCUCAAGUCAACACGAGUCGUGUCCCCUGCCUGGUGUCUCCGACCUUAGUGUAUCUACACAGUACCAUAUCUGCACAGUUCUAUAAAACAUCGGGUGUCCUGCAUGUCUCGCCCAGUUCAGCCUCACAAGUGUCUCAGAUCUGUAUUUGUAUGACAGUCGAACAGCAUUUUUUAAAUAAAUGUUCUAGAUUUCCUAUAGUGUUUUCUUUUACGAUAAAAUUAACCCAUAAUACAAAUUUCAUCAAUAUUUAUUA